AUGGAAGGACGAGUUAUCACAAAAUUGCAGAUGGCUCUGUUCUUUGGUGAUUGGGAGGAGGCCGAGGCCGAACUAAGCAGAGGGGCCGAUGCAAAUGUACCAAAUUCAGAGGGAAUGACGAGUCUUCACGUUAUUGGCUUGGCAGGCCAUGACUGGGCCGACACAUUUUUCCGGAUCAUGGCAGAGCUAAGUCUGCGUGUGAAAGUCAAUAUCCCGAACAAAAAGGGUCGUAUGCCGCUGCAUUUGGCACUGGCUAAUGACAACAGGAAGGUGGCUGAAGCAUUGCUUAGAAGACACGCCGAUCCCAAUUAUGCCGACCAUGAUGGAUAUACGGCUCUGCACGUAAUUUGCAAGAGAGACAAGGACCAAGGUUUGCUCAAGGAAUUUUUCAAGAUCGUCAAAGAAAUUCCGACAUCGGUGCAGUUGCUGCUGAAAAAUCAAGCCAAUCCAAACUCGCAGAACAAGGAAGGAUCGACGCCUCUGCAUUUGAUUUGCAAGAGAGACAUCAACGGCGGCUUGGUGAAUCAAUUCUUCAAGGUUGCCCUCGAUAUGGAUCUGCAGGUGCUAAUCAACGCCCAGGACAAGAGGGGCAACACCCCACUGCAUUUGGCUCUGGCUGCUGGCUGCUGCAACCGGAAUAUGGUACAAUUGUUGCUGAGAAAUCAAGCCGACCCGAAUCUGCCCAACGAGGAGGGCCAGACGCCUCUUCACUUAGUUUGCAACAGGUAUCACAAAGACAUCACGGCCUAUGAAUUUUUCAAUAUUUGCAAAUUUGAAAAGAAGUCGUUGGAGGUCGAUGCCAAGGACAACAAAGGCCGUACACCACUACAACUGGCCGUGGCGAAUCUUUUGAUGGAAGAAGUCAAUUUACUCUCAAACUAUGGGGCUGAUCCAUCUAAAUUCGUUUUCCCUAGCAGGGAUGACUUCCACCAGUCGCUCGGUUACCACGAAGACGACGCUUGGCUUAUCAAGGGGGAUAGAGUAAGUCGUGCUCUCCAAGUCUUGAAGAUUCUCGAGGAACGGGGAUAUAAAGUGGAUCGCAGCGACGCCAUGACAAUCGUGCGAUUGUUUCGCGAAUGGGGAUUCUUACAAAUGAAAGAGGAUCUUGCAAGAGUGUGGCGCAAAGGGACGAAACCCACAAAUUCUGAUUUUCAUAGUAGCGACGAAUCCAUAAAAAAGGCUGCUCAUAUGCAGUGGUUCAAUACAACAACGCGAGAAUUUUUCCAAAAAUGGUAUAUGCCUGUUCUCGAGCCGCUGAUGAAGAAAACUACGAAAAAUUUAAAACUUGCUUGUUGGAGAUCUAUAAAAUAA
Molecule: messenger RNA, 1311 nt
Organism: Trichogramma pretiosum
Lineage: Eukaryota; Metazoa; Arthropoda; Insecta; Hymenoptera; Trichogrammatidae
Product: ankyrin-1-like
Exons: 2
Coding region: 1-1311 (436 amino acids)
Molecular function (GO): protein binding
Source: RefSeq, a predicted model, not a curated record